AGAGACAGAGACAGAGAAAAAAGAAACAGACUCAGGGAGACAAAGACAUUCAGACAGGGACAAAGAGAGUGCUGGUUUCAUCCCAGUUCAGCGUAUACAGUUUGGGCCCCCAAGUUUCCUCCCACUGUCCCCUCUUCCCAGGUCUCCAGCAAAAUUCUUAAAUAGAUCCUGUGCCCUGGGUCAGGAGUCUUGGCACACUAUGGGCUGCUGUCCCCACAUCCGAGGCAGUGGGAAGAGAGCACCUGCUUCUUCAAGUCCUGGGGAGAGGGGGUCCUUGUCCAGCAUCUUAGGCUCCCCUUACUCCCCACUCACACGGAAGACAGACAGGCGGUGCCCUGGUGGUGGGAGAGGUAGAGGUAGAGGUAGAGGGGACAUGAACUUAGAAGGCAGGGGGAUGCCUCAUCCCAUAACUGUGCCCCCGCCACCCUGCCAAGGCCUCAGCAUCAGGUUCUGGGGUCUUGGAGGAGAGGGGGUACCCAGUGUGGACUCCUGGCUCUGCCCACUAUGGAUUGAGGAAACCCUGUGCCAGUCUUCCUCUGUCAAAGUCCCAGUGUUCUUCUACCAAAAGCUGGGGGUCAUGAUCCAUACCGCUGUCUGACUCCACCCUGCUGGAUAUCAGAUGGGGGUGGUGGCACUGUAGUGAAGGUAGCAAACUGCAAAACUGUAAACCCUAGAGCUGAGGUCCUCACAGGCCCAAUAAACUUUUCCUCCCCAGCUUCCCCUUCCCAGAUGGGCCAUCCUGGAACAGAUCUUAGCCGGUGGAGUCCCUCCCUCUAGCCCUGCACCCUCAGCGUGGCCCUCCCCAUGGGAAGGCCAGGAAAGGCUGCCCAGGACAAGCCCAUGUCCUUUAGCCCCUCAGUCCCCCUGUCCACACUAUCCCAUCUCCCACAUGCAUCCCUUUUCCUGUGGAAAGGCACCCCCCUCUCCCUACCUUGCAACUAUCUCUGGGUCCCAGGCCACAGAGCUCCCAGGGCAGGGGGUGGGGAAGCAGCUCUAGAUGUGCAGAGGAAAAGGGGAAGCUGAGGCUGGUGACAGACAGGGGGCCCCUGCAGGAAGUCAGCUCAGCCUGGCAGGAGGGGGCGAGCAGAGUCUACCUGGUGCAUUGUCCGGGCUGGCACAGGGCUCCCUUGGGACUGGCAGCCAGCCGGGUAAAGGAGGGCUGGCCGCCCUAGCUCAGCCCCUACCCGGAGCUGCCACGUCUGCGGGGCCCAUGGGCACACACCCUGUGCACACACUCUCACUGCUCUCCUGUGCUUGCACUUCCGGGAACAUCUGGGCUACCCUGGGCUCUGCCCUUAACUCUGACAGUACCUUAAUCUUCCUCCUUGGCGCCUCCUUUCAUGCCCCCUGCCAGCUUCGGGAGCCUGGAUGUGCCUGCCCACCCACCCUCCACCAGAUCCCAGAAGGCUGGCCAGAGCCCCGACCCAACCUGCCCCCCACCAAGUCAUGCUGGCUCCUCGCCUUAACCGAUUUCCUGGAGUUACUGUCCUUUGAUCUUUUCUUUCUAAAUGCAAUAUUUCAAACACAAUGGAAAUUGCAGAUACAUUCUCUCUUUAAUAAAUACAUAGUAAGGACGGUGAGCGCGUCACUUCCUGCCGCUGCCAGGCGCGUCCUUCCGCGCGCUGUGACUGACAGUGCAGAGCCGCGGGGGCGGCGGCCCGGAGUUGGAGUCGGAGUCGGAGUCGUGGUGACCAGCUGCAAGCAUCCGCGUUGCGUCCUCCUGGGGAAGAGGAAACCCCCUUUUCGCUCGGUUGGAGCCGGCAGUUUCCAACUCCCUGGAGGUCUUUUGGAGUUCGGUGAGACCUGGGAAGAAUGUGCUCAAAGGGAAACCUGGGAAGAAGCAGCUCUUCACCUGAAAAAUGUUCGCUUUGCCUCAGUUGUGAAUUCUUUCACUGAGAAGGAGAAUUACCAUUAUGUUAUUAUAUUAAUGAAAGGAGAAGUGGAUGUGACUCAUGAUUCAGAACCAAAGAAUGUAGAACCUGAAAAAAAUGAAAGUUGGGAGUGGGUUCCUUGGGAAGAAUUUCCUCCUCUGGACCAGCUUAUCUGGGGACUGCGUUGUUUAAAAUAACAAGACUAUGAUCCAUUUAAAGAAGAUCUGAACCAUCUCGUGGGAUACAAAGGAAAUCAUCUCUAGGUGGCCAAGAAGAUUUCUUGAUUUUCUUUAAAAACACAAGAAUAAGGUCUGGUUAGGGAAUGAAAAAUGUCUACAUUUCAGAACAACUCCAUUUUAUCUAAAAAAGUUCUUAUGAUCGCCAAUUUAUUUGCAGUCUCUUAAUGUAUCCACCACCCUUUCAGCCAGUACUUGAGAAAAUUUUUCUGAAAUAUGUCAUUGAAUUGUAUUCCAGACACAGAAUAUAUGAUAAAUACUGAUAUUAUGGGUAAUCUGCUUUCCAUAUUUACCUGUGAUAUUUACUGUGUAGUUUGUCAUUACUAGCUUGCAUGGAGUAGGAUGCAGUCGAAUUUGCCUUAGUGUUUCUGUUCAAAUAGAGACCUGAAUUCAAAUAUUGUAGUUUAGGUUCAAACACAGUAUGCCUGUUGCAAAAUUUACCAAAUUUGUUGAUUACCUCUUUUAUUAAAGAAAUGUUGGGGAGAGGGUAAUAAAUACAUUGCGACAAUCUUUGCAACUUACAGGGAAUAGGACAGGUCAUUAGGGUGUAUUUCCCAGGUUUCCAAUUGAGAACCUAAA
This is a messenger RNA of Cercocebus atys (sooty mangabey), 2686 nucleotides long. RefSeq lists its product as uncharacterized. Gene Ontology annotation, biological process: dGTP catabolic process. Gene Ontology annotation, cellular component: cytosol. Gene Ontology annotation, molecular function: 8-oxo-7,8-dihydrodeoxyguanosine triphosphate pyrophosphatase activity. The record is from RefSeq and is a predicted model, not a curated record. NCBI's taxonomy places the organism in Eukaryota, Metazoa, Chordata, Mammalia, Primates, Cercopithecidae.